Molecule: messenger RNA, 4365 nt
Organism: Hemicordylus capensis (graceful crag lizard)
Lineage: Eukaryota; Metazoa; Chordata; Lepidosauria; Squamata; Cordylidae
Gene: TOP1MT
Product: DNA topoisomerase I mitochondrial
Exons: 18
Coding region: 245-2671 (808 amino acids)
Biological process (GO): DNA topological change; DNA replication
Cellular component (GO): chromosome; mitochondrial nucleoid
Molecular function (GO): DNA topoisomerase type I (single strand cut, ATP-independent) activity; DNA binding
Source: RefSeq, a predicted model, not a curated record
GAGGUAACCAGGAUCUUUAAACUAACUUAUUGGAGCGGGAGUAUUUUCCUAAAGGAGAAGGUGAAGAGGAGGGGAGAGACCAACCAAUCCUUUCUCUCUGGGCCUUUGCAGCAUUCUCUAAACCCAGCUUAAUUGCAGUUCCAAGCACGUGGGUGAAAGCCUCCUGCUUUGAAAAGUACAAAAGAGACACUUCUGGAGAAGGAGAAGCCAUUGCAAGAGAAUAUCCGGAGCCCUGGAGAGUGCCAUGGACUUUUCAGAGUGUAAUGGCCACGAUGUUCCACAUCUGAGAUCAGAGCCAGUGGCAAAGAAGAUUAAGCUGGAAAGAGAAGAGAAACUCUGCUCGGCAAGAACUGAAAAUAAGACAGUUGCAAGGCGGCAGGUGAGAAAAGUGUCGCACUGUUCAGACACAAACGACACAGCAGUGGAGGAAAGAAUGAAAAAACCGAGGGCCUGUUCUUCAAAAGUGGAGACUGAGACUGAGCAACAAGAGGACCACGACACGUGGGAGGAAAGCCCAGGAAGUUGUUUCGAGCAGAAGGAGAACAAGGCCAAAAAGGCCAAAGGAGAGGAUGACAAAGGCAUGACUGAAAGGAGGAAUGGUCGGAAGAAGAGAGCGGCAAAGGUGAAGCAUGAGUUGGAUAGCAAAAGUGGGCCGGAGAGAGAGAAUGACAAUGAGGGAAUGGCGGGAAGUGGGGAUGAGCUGGAGAUACCCUGUGACAUCAAAGUGGAAUAUGACUCCAAUGAGCGGAAGCCUGCAAAAAGGAAGAAGAGCAAAGCAAAAGAGGCCCAGGAGGAUGGCUGUGGGACAGAAGGGAAGGCCAAGAGAAGCAGGAGCAAAGGAGCCACAAAGAAAGCGGAGGUGGAAGGCGGCUCCCGGAAGAGGAAAGCAAAAGAGCAUGACGAUGAUGUGAAGAAGAAGCGGAAGAAGCAGAAGAGAGAAGAAAAUGGGAAAGACAAGACAAAAGUAGAGGAUAACAAGUGGAAGUGGUGGGAAGAGGAGAAGCGUGAGGAUGGUGUCAAAUGGCAGCAGCUGGAGCAUAAGGGACCGUACUUUGCACCCCCCUAUGAGCCGCUGCCGGAUUGUGUCAACUUCUAUUACAAUGGCAAGCCUUUGAAACUCAGCCUGGCUACAGAGGAGAUCGCAACAUUCUAUGCCAAGAUGUUGGAUCAUGAGUACACCACCAAAGAGAUCUUCCAGAACAAUUUCUUUAAUGACUGGACGCAGGAGAUGACAGCAGAGGAGAGGAAAAAAAUCAAAGAUCUGGAGAAGUGUGAUUUCGAAGAGAUCCACAAGUAUUUCGUGGACAAACACGAAGCACGCAAGGCUCUGUCCAAGGAGGAGAAACAGAAAUUGAAGGAGGAGGCAGAUAAAAUCCAAGAAGAAUAUGGUUACUGCAUGAUUGACGGGCACCGAGAGAAAAUAGGCAACUUCAAGACCGAGCCUCCAGGUCUUUUCCGGGGCCGUGGGGACCACCCUAAAAUGGGGAUGCUGAAGAAGAGGAUAAUGCCGGAGGAUGUCAUCAUAAAUUGUAGCAAGGAUUCAAAGAUCCCAGAGCCCCCUCCAGGACACAAGUGGAAAGAAAUUAGGUUUGACAAUACUGUCACUUGGCUGGCGUCAUGGACAGAGAACAUCCAAGGGGCCAUAAAAUAUAUUAUGCUGAACCCUAGCUCCAAGUUGAAGGGGGAAAAGGACUGGCAGAAAUACGAAAUUGCUCGCCGCUUGAAAGGGGUGGUUGACCAGAUCCGCUGUCAGUACCGAGCAGACUGGAAGUCCAAAGAGAUGAAGAAACGGCAGAGGUCUGUGGCGCUGUACUUCAUUGAUAAGCUGGCCCUGAGAGCAGGGAACGAAAAGGAGGAAGGCGAGACGGCGGACACGGUGGGCUGCUGCUCCCUGCGCGUCGAACACAUCAGGCUGCACUCUCGGCUGGAUGGGAAGCAGAACAUGGUGGAGUUUGACUUCCUGGGCAAGGAUUCCAUCCGCUAUUACAACAAAGUGCCCGUGGAGAAGCAGGUGUUCAAGAACUUGCAGUUAUUCAUGGAGAACAAAUGUCCUGGAGACGACCUGUUUGACAGGCUGUCUACAUCUUCACUGAAUAAACAUCUCCAGGACUUGAUGGAUGGUUUGACAGCCAAGGUCUUCCGAACAUACAAUGCAUCCAUCACAUUGCAGGAACAGCUGAAAGCGCUGACAGAUGAGGACGAUAACGUGGCCGCCAAGCUCCUCUCCUACAACCGCGCCAACCGAGCUGUUGCCGUCUUGUGCAACCACCAGCGGGCCACUCCCAAGACUUUUGAGAAAUCCAUGCAAAACCUCCAAGCGAAGAUUGAUGCCAAAAAGAAUCAGCUGGUUGAUGCAAAAGUGGAGCUCAAGAGGGCAAAGGCUGACCACAAAGCCAAAAAGGAUGUGAAAUCGAAAGCUGCUGUGGAAAAGAAAAGGAAACUGAUAGAGAAGAUUGAGGAGCAGUUGGAGAAGCUGGACAUACAGGCCACGGACAAGGAAGAGAACAAGCAGAUUGCUCUGGGCACUUCCAAGCUUAAUUACCUGGACCCCCGCAUCAGUGUGGCCUGGUGUAAGAAGUUUGGUGUGCCCAUUGAGAAGAUUUAUAACAAGACUCAGAGAGACAAGUUUGCUUGGGCAAUAGCAAUGGCAGAUGAAGAUUUUGAAUUCUAAGGUGUAGCUGCGUUGAGGAGAUCAACUCUACCUCUUGCUUCUCUUGGUAGCUUGUUGGCACUCUAUGCCUAUAUGGUGCCCACAAAAUACAACUCUAAAGGAAGAAUUUGAUGGCUAUAAUUUCUACUGUCUUCUGUGUCGAAGAGAAGAAAGUGUGGGCCUAGACGGGGAAGAGUCUCUCUGGUUUAUUAUUUUGGUUUACUGCAACAGUCGACUCUGAUCUUGUCUACAUUACAGUUUUGAGUCGGUUUAACUGUCGCAGUUCUCCCAGAGAACCUUUGGAAAUAUACUCUAUAGAGGGGACUAAGACUCUACAUCAGAUAACUCCCAGCAUGCCAGAAAUCCCAGUGUUCUUUGGGGGAAGCCAUGAUAGUUAAAACUACUUCUGGCUUAUUGUGUAGACAUAACAUUUACAACUUGUAUUUCUCAAGUCUUGUUCAGGUCUGUUGACUUUUCCAUGCCCAGUUUGAGCCAGUGAAGGCUGUGGAGGAACCUGGUAGAGAAGAGUAUUUCUGCCAUUUUGUUCUCCAAGAAUUUGUGGUCCAGAAGAGGCCCAGAACUAGAGUUAUGUCAUACCUCACUCCCCUAUCUUUUGAAUCCUCCAUUUUUAACUGACACAUAGUUGUUUGGUGAAGGAGGGACCUUUUUUUUUUGUCUGAAAGAUGACUUUGGCCAAGACUUAGAUGAGUUUUCCUUAAUCCAGUCUCUGUUCUCUGUAUCAGAGAUACUCUUCACUCCAACCCUUACGUCACAAAUUUGCAUGACCGAAUAUUUGUGGCCAUCUUGUGAGAUCUUGGGCCAUAGCUGUCGAACGACAGCUGACCCUGCUGGGACAUACACUGAAGUGAGCAGUUUAAUGGUGACUGGAGAGUCUUUUGAAUGGUAGGUGGAGAGAGGAGCUGGCCUCUAAAAUCCUUCAAUUUUGAUGAGGAAAGACUAGCCUCCAUCUCAUGAUGGUGUUCAAAAUAAGCCUUAUGCAAAGGAGGAAAUCCCCUUGCUGUAGAAUGGGACUCUUAAAAUGGCCUCUGGUGGAUAUCAGUUGAACUCAUGUGAGAAUUCUUCAUUUGUACAUAUAAAUGUCCUUGCUCUCUCGAGCCUCUAGCACUGUAUUGAUUUUCAGUGGCAUUGUGACAGCUUAAUUUAAGAUCGUAGCGGAUUCUAAUUUGUAGCUAACGUUAGGAAUAAGAUGGAUUGGGGCUGGUGGGGGCAAGCGUCUAGGUUACAAACUGUUAGGCUGUAUAUUUGUAAUGAAAAUAUAUUUGUAAUGAAAAUAUUAGUGUAUGGCACAGAAACCUGUUGGGCAAUAUGUCUAGUUUAUUAUGGUGGAGAGGGGGAAAGAAUAUGGUUUUUGACACAAUCCUAGUGUGGGGGAAAUACUGUGGAUGUCACACAGUCAUCUGAUAUUAUUACUUCUGGUUUACUAGUAUUCCUACAAAGGGAUAUAAAGUGUUGAACUUAUUAAUUCUGUGGAACAUGCAAACUGGUGAAAUUUAGAUAUGCCAAGCACAGGGGUAAUGCAACUCUAAUUCCUAUAUAAUUUUACAUUAUAAAACUGGUGCCACAGAUGUUAAGUGCUCUUACUAUUCAGUAAUUUUCUAUGGUCACCUCUUGGUUUCAAGAGACUGUAUUCCUGGUAAUGUGUGGGUUUUUGUUCCUUGGAAAGCACUUCAUUAAAAUUAGAAUAUUUUUGUCUA